Micropterus salmoides (largemouth bass) is the source of this 2395-nucleotide messenger RNA. It is a transcript of the gene pdzd11, whose product is annotated as PDZ domain containing 11. The record is from RefSeq and is a predicted model, not a curated record. NCBI's taxonomy places the organism in Eukaryota, Metazoa, Chordata, Actinopteri, Centrarchiformes, Centrarchidae. Bases 125 to 553 code for a protein of 142 amino acids. Gene Ontology annotation, biological process: protein localization to basolateral plasma membrane; maintenance of epithelial cell apical/basal polarity; neurotransmitter secretion. Gene Ontology annotation, molecular function: protein binding. Gene Ontology annotation, cellular component: synapse; cell-cell junction; basolateral plasma membrane. The transcript is spliced from 6 exons.
GUUGGCGUGACUACUCCGUGGCAGUAGGUGGCGGUAAUGCACUGCAUGUCAGUCAUCAUUUAAGCCUAACACCAGAAAAAGAGCUUGUUGCUAACUUUCAGACUGGAAGCUGUUUUCAGAAACAAUGGAUCAGAAAAUUCCUUAUGAUGACUACCAGCUCCCAGUGGUAUUUCUGCCUUCGUAUGAGAACCCACCAGCAUGGAUACCUCCACAGGAGCGGGUUAAUCAGCCUGACUACAACAACGAGCUCACCCAGUUCUUGCCCCGUACCAUUGUGUUGAAGAAACCUCCAGGAGCACAGCUGGGCUUCAAUAUUCGUGGGGGAAAGGCGUCACAGCUGGGAAUCUUUAUAUCCAAGGUGGUCCCAGACUCAGAUGCUCACAGAGCAGGGCUACAAGAAGGAGACCAGGUUCUUUCUGUCAAUGAGGUUGAUUUCCAAGACAUAGAGCACUCAAGAGCUGUAGAGAUUCUGAAGACUGCGCGAGAAAUACUGAUGAGGGUUCGCUUCUUUCCUUACAACUACCAAAGGCAGAAGGAGAGGACUGUACAUUAGGUGGCAGCAAAGAAUGCUAGAGGAAGAAAGGUGGACACGCUUCACUGCACGUCUUUACCCCCCUCCCACAAACUCUGGCCUCCAUUCUUUCUCAGCUUCAAGAUGACUGAUGUAUGACUAACAGACUCAUUCAGAGUCCUCCAUGUAAGGACAUCAUAUACUCGGAUUCCUCUCUCACCCAGUUAUCUGAGCAGUCCCUAAUCUACUGUGACGCAUGACGUUUACUCCAUCAGGAUGAACAUAUUCACUCGUCAAGCCUAACAUUUAUAAAUUCUGCAUUAUUUAAUUAAGCAUCGCCUUUAUUUACUUUUCCUCAAGUCCUAAUCAGAUGUUUCUACUGUAGUCUUGUAGAAUAUAUUACUAGUACUAAAGUACACUUGUGGGUACUGUACACAUUUGCCACAUAGCUUUCUAGGCGACCACUCAAAGCGCUUUUACACUACAUCUGCAUUCACCAUUCACUCACAGAGCAUAAGUGCUCAAACAGAAACUAUCAUUCAUACACUGGCAGAACACAAGGACACUUCGACAUGCAGCCUGGGGGAGCCGGGGAUUGAACCGCCGACCUUCUGAUUAACGGGCAACCUGCUCUACCUCCUGAGCCACAGCCCUCUAUCUAUCUAUUGAUCUAUCGAUCGAUAGAUAGAUAGAUAUACACAUACACUUCGCUGCUAGUUUUAGGUACGCCUAGCUAAAACUGAUGCAGUCCAAAAAAACAACAACCCUGCAAUACAACUCAAAAGAAUCACAAAAUACAGCCUCCAAAAUGACCAUAUGAUUGAAUCAACACCUCAGUUGCAACCAAACCUGAAUAUUAAAACCCUCUUAACAGUAGGAUUUAUUGCCAGGGUAGUGUAUAUUACUGCAUUAGUUCAUAAGUGAACCGAAUAAAUUGGCAACUGAGUGUAAAUACAUGUAAAGAAUGACCAUAAUGACUUAGACUUCAGUACACAUGGUACUAAACCAGCAGGGCCUUACUGUAAGCAAAUUAUAGUGCAACACUUCUAGUAGAUUUUAAAUAUCACUGUGAAUGUACCGAACAUCCAGUUUUUAAAUAAUUAACAAGCAUUUAUAAUUGUGUAGGAAAUAGUAAGUUAUGUAAUUUCUAUUGGGGACCCAGCAUUAUUUUACGUCACGUAUUCAUUUUGUUCAAAUAAGUUUUACAUACACUGCUCCUGGGCUGAAUGAUAUCGUAGUUAUUUAAUGGAUAAACUGUAUAUUUGAGAUGCCAAACUGUGAACAAGUAUAACUUCCAACAUGCGCCAACUGUGCAGGCUGUUGCAGUUUCUCCUGCUUGUCAUCUUACAACAAUUUCCCCUCGGGGAUCAAGAAAGUAUUUCUGAUUUUGAUGCUAUUAAAGUGCAUCAUAACAGCACAUUGUGUCCUGUAUCUUGAGAUGUGUAUCUUAGUAUAGUGGUAAAGCCUGUAAUGGGAUGUUCUCUAUGAUCUGGGUGUAACGGCUCUGAUGUUAGCAGGAUUGGAUUUCAUUCCAACUGAAGACUCUUAUCAGGUAUUUUCAUCAUUUUGUCGCUGUAGUUCAAGAUGUGCUGAUCAGUACAAUCAGUGGAGACAUACUUUGGCUGUAAAGCAAAUCUGCAUCCAUUCCAGAAUUUAUAGUUAACAGUUGAAUACCUCUGGAUGUCAUUGCAGUAUGCUAGUAUACAGAACGUUCAUUUAAACAUUUGUAAAUACCUGCACAGCAACACUGUCUUAUCCUUUUGUACAUUAAUUUUUCCAUAAAAGGGAAUAACUUUGUUUUCCAUAUGAUUAUUUUCAUCAGAAUUUUCCAUAAAGGAUCAUGGCAGUGACGAGGCAAAAAUAAAUAUAAGGGUUUGAACCAUA